Molecule: messenger RNA, 951 nt
Organism: Saprolegnia parasitica CBS 223.65
Lineage: Eukaryota; Oomycota; Saprolegniomycetes; Saprolegniales; Saprolegniaceae
Exons: 1
Coding region: 49-951 (300 amino acids)
Source: RefSeq, a predicted model, not a curated record
UCGCCUCGCUUCGCUGGCUCGUACUCGUGGGACUUUGGCGUGCACACGAUGUACAUCAUCCUUUGCGUGCCGUGCAUCGCGAUGCUCCCGAUCACGUACUUCUUCAUCAAGGACCACAAGCACGAGGCCGCCAAGUUCUCCGAGUACAUUGCGCAGGUCUGGCAACUCAUCCAGAAGCGCGCCAUGUGGCAGAUCAUGCUCUUCAACUUCUUCUACAACCUCUUUGGAGGUGGCUUCUCGUCGACGGCGGCGCCGUACGUGCAGCUGCACUGGGCCAAGGUCGAGAACCUCAACAGCCAGAUCAUGACGAUCGUCUCCAACCUCAUCUUUGCUUGCAUUGUCGCGUCCAUCGGUCGCUGGGGCACCAACUGGAACUGGCGCAUCGUCGUUGUGUCGACCACCUUGACGACAGCCUGCAUCGACUCGGUCGUGCAGUUCUGUACCUUUUACGACGUUCUCCGCAACCAGUGGUUCUACCUCGGGGUGCCGUUGGCCGAGCAGCUGCCGCAGGGUGUCCUCUUUAUUGUCACGACGUUCAUGAUCGUCGAGCUCGCCGGGAUCGGCAACGAAGGCAUUGUGUAUGGCCUCCUCACGACGGUCUCGAACCUCCCGUCGGCCGUCGGUCCCGUCCUCUCGAACCGUAUUUACUCCAACUUUGACGUCGACGAAGACGCGAUCAUCUCGGACACCAAGCACGUGCGCAACCAAGUCGCGUACACGUACAUCAUCUACUACACCGGCUUCUUUAUCGCCUGCUUCACGUCAUUCUUCCUCCCAAAGCAAAAGCUCCAGCUCCACGAACUCCAGCGCACGGGCGGUCAGUUCCCGCUCGUCGGCGGCUUCGUCCUCAUCUUCUGCUUCUGCAUGCUCGUCUACUCGAUCACGUGCAGCAUCCUCUCCAUGUUCGAGUCGACGUCGUGCUUGCUCAUUGCUGGUGGCGACGGCUGCUAA